UAUGUGCUUGUACAUGCAGUCUGCCACGGGGCGUGGAGUUGGUACAAGGUGAAAACACAGUUGGAGGCUGCAGGUCACUGUGUGACCGCGGUGGAUCUAUCUGCAUCGGGUAUAAACAUGACCAGAGUGGAAGAGAUUAAGACAUUGAUGGAUUACUCCAAACCGUUGCUUGAGUUUAUGAGUUCGCUUGGCUCGGAUGACGAUAAGGUGAUUCUUGUUGCUCAUAGCAUGGGAGGAAUACCCGCUGCGGUUGCAACUGAUAUCUUCCCUUGUAAGAUUGCUGCUGUUGUUUUCUUGGCAGCUUUCAUGCCUGACACAAGAAAUCCACCUGCUUAUGUUUUCGAAAAGCUGAUCAGAAGCAUUCCACGAGAGGAAUGGUUGGAUACCGUGUUUGGAAGGUACGGUAAUCCAGAUUGUUCUCUAGAGUCUGCUCUUUUGGGACCAAAUUUUAUGGCCAAGAAAGUGUAUCAAUUGUCUCCGGUAGAAGAUCUUGAAUUGGCCAAAAUGUUGGUAAGGGUAAACCCGUUGGUUACGAACAAUCUGGCAGGGGCAAGAAGCUUUACUGAGGAAGGAUAUGGAUCGGUUACACGUAUUUAUAUCAUAUGUGGAGAGGACAAUAUAGUACCUGAGGACUACCAGCGUUGGAUGAUCAGUAACUUUCCGGUUAAAGAGGUAAUGGAGAUCAAAGAUACAGAUCAUAUGGCAAUGUUCUCUAAGCCUCAAAAAUUAUGUGCUCUUCUCUUGGAGAUUGCGGAUAAAUACGCGUAAAUAAACCUGAGAUCGUCAUUGCAAAUUAGUAAUGAACUUCAGCUUCCACCUCAACAAUAAGCCAUAUGAGAAUA
Messenger RNA from Arabidopsis lyrata subsp. lyrata, 842 nucleotides. Its product is annotated as putative methylesterase 19. The transcript has 3 exons. Gene Ontology annotation, biological process: jasmonic acid metabolic process; salicylic acid metabolic process. Gene Ontology annotation, molecular function: methyl jasmonate esterase activity; methyl indole-3-acetate esterase activity; methyl salicylate esterase activity. Lineage: Eukaryota; Viridiplantae; Streptophyta; Magnoliopsida; Brassicales; Brassicaceae. The record is from RefSeq and is a predicted model, not a curated record. The annotation marks the transcript as partial.